Ceratosolen solmsi marchali is the source of this 4364-nucleotide messenger RNA. RefSeq names its product myelin regulatory factor. The transcript is spliced from 18 exons. Gene Ontology annotation, biological process: protein autoprocessing; positive regulation of DNA-templated transcription. NCBI's taxonomy places the organism in Eukaryota, Metazoa, Arthropoda, Insecta, Hymenoptera, Agaonidae. Gene Ontology annotation, molecular function: DNA-binding transcription factor activity; sequence-specific DNA binding. The coding region runs from base 441 to 3932 and encodes 1163 amino acids. The record is from RefSeq and is a predicted model, not a curated record. Gene Ontology annotation, cellular component: nucleus; endoplasmic reticulum membrane.
UAUGAGCGAGCGCGAUCGUGAUCACCAGUGCGUCGGCUCUUGCACUGUUACUAUUGCUACCGUAUCUGCUUACUGUCUUCUCCGACUAUCUCAAUUUUUCGGCUCUAGUGCGCUCCGAGAGCCAAUGUAGACCGUUCACUUUUCAAGAUAUAUAUACAAAGUAGAUCGAAGGAGGAGUGUGCGCGAGUGAUUAGUAACGUGUCGUGUUCGCCAAGUGCCGUCAUCCUUGCGCGCCCUGGAGGAACGAGCCAAGUAGAAUCCUCUGGUGCCGAUUGUUGCGCAUUCCUAGCUUAUCAGAUACUCAUAAGCCGCGGGAAAUGCAGCAGCGGCUCUCGGGCCGCGAAGUCGCGCUGGAGGAGGAGGAGGAGGAGGUGAGUUGCUGCUGUAGCUUAACGGACGACUGAAAAUCUGCCGAGAUACAAGGAAGCGGCUACGGCGGCAUGGACGUCAUCGGCGAUGGCGACGAACAAACCCUCCAAGCCAUUCUCGGAAGGGGUGAUUUUGUUGGAGGAAUUGAUAACGAGGCAUUAGAUUUUUCACAACUAGAGGAUUUCAUCAACAGUGAUAGCGAACAACCAGCUACAUACUUCGCAGACACUCUUGCUCACAAUGAGAACAGCCCUCCAGCAAAUCAUGGAACCAGCAUCGAGGUGACGACGACCAGCCAACAACUUCCACCGAGGCUUCCCUCACCAAUUACGCAGAGUCAUCCAGUCACGACCACCUGCAGUCCCGUCAACACGGCAAUACCACCCGGACCAACUUAUAAAGACCCUCAAUCUUAUGUACUUCCACAUGGUCUCCCAGAUAGUCCACCAGAUAGCGGUAGCGAACCUCCAUAUUCUCCACCUGGACAUCACGAGGCACGUCAUGUACAUUCACCGCAUCAGAAGGGCAGUCUGCCGGCAGAGGUGUUACUGCAACAGCAUCAGGGUAACACCACGAGCUACGUACCAUCCCUAUUACCGCCGUCACCUCGUGGAAUAAACGGAUCGCAAGAGCCGCUAUUACUAUCGCAUCCUGUGCUCACACCUCUUCUUACGACGAACACUGCAGUCCUUUCUGUCCAACAGCAGCAACAGACGCAACAGCAACAACAGCAACAACAACAAUUGGCUGCACCGUUGCUGCCUCUGUCACACGAACAACACAAUGCCAAUGGCAUUACAACAUUGUACACAUCUCUACAGUCUGCACCCAAAAAGCGGAAACAUAGCCAGGAUGGGCUUGUACACGUCAAGCAGGUAUAUAACGAACCAGAAUUGGGUACUGUCGAACACAGCUGCAGCAGCAGCAGCACAGGUGUCGACAACGAUGAAACAAAUGGCGAUAAUAAUUACUCGGACGCUAGUUAUCAAUGUAUUCGUUUCCAUCCUUUUCAACAAACUUCUUGGCAUGCUCUAUGUGACCAUAAUUUAAAAGAACUUCCAGUCCCACAUUAUAGAGUGGAUGCUGAUAAAGGAUUCAAUUUUAGUAAUUCAGAUGAUGCAUUUGUAUGUCAGAAAAAGAAUCACUUUCAAAUUACAUGCCAUGCGCAAUUGCAAGGAGAAGCUGUGUUUGUAAAAACCGUUGAAGGUUUGAAAAAAAUCAGUAGUUUUCAACUUCAUUUUUAUGGUGUAAAGGUUGAAUCUCCAACGCAAACUAUCAGAGUCGAACAAAGUCAAAGCGAUAGGAGUAAAAAACCAUUUCACCCAGUUGUGCUUUUCAGAGUUGAAAUGGGUGGUGAACGUGUAACAAAAGUGACCGUCGGUCGUUUACACUUUAGUGAAACGACUAGCAACAAUAUGAGGAAAAAAGGCAAACCAAAUCCAGACCAAAGAUACUUUUAUUUGGUCGUUGGUUUACAUGCUCACACAGCCGAUCAAGCCAAUUAUCAAGUAGUUGCACAUGCUUCUGAGCGGAUAAUCGUCAGGGUAGGAAAAGCAAGCAAUCCGGGUCAAUUCGAGUCCGAAGGAAGCACAGUGGGAUCUGAAAGUACUUGGCAAAGGGGAGCAGCACCAGAUAGCGUCUAUCACGCCGGUCGAGUUGGUAUAAACACCGAUAGACCCGAUGAAGCUCUUGUGGUUCAUGGUAACGUUAAGGUAACUGGACAUAUUGUUCAACCGAGCGAUGCAAGAGCAAAACAGAAUGUACACGAGCUCGAUACGCGAGAACAACUAAGAAAUGUACAACAACUGAGAGUCGUUCGAUAUCGGUACGCUCCGGAGUUUGCUCAACUCUCGGGUCUAGGCAUUAAAACGCACGAAGACACUGGUGUUAUUGCUCAGGAAGUCCAACAAAUUCUACCGGAAGCUGUAUUACCAGCUGGUGACAUCGUUCUGCCAAAUGGUCAGAGAAUAGAUAACUUCUUAGUCGUCAAUAAAGAGCGAAUUUUUAUGGAAAAUAUCGGUGCUGUGAAAGAACUAUGCAAGGUAACGGAUAGUUUGGAAACCAGAAUAGAUCAAUUAGAAAGAAUAAAUAAGCGAUUGGCUAAAUUAAAGAGAGGCGAUAGUCUUAAGAGCUCUAUUAGUUCAGUAUCUAACAUAUCAAACAGUAAAUACUCGUCAAUAAAUGCAAAAACUUCAAUAACGAAUAGAUUGAGGAAAUCUGAGCGUAACGAGGAACUUUUUUGCAGCAACAAAUUCAUACAGAUUAUUAUCGUUAUUUUGAUUCUUAUAAUGGCAUUCUGCCUCGUAGCUAUGGCCAGCUUGUACUUCUUAGAGUACCAAAAACGCAGUAGUAUGGAAUGGACGGCAAUGGCCGGCAGUGGUAUUCUCGCGGUUGGACCAUCGCAUAGCAAUACUGUUCAAAUACCGGUAAGCCCGGAUUUCAAAUCGAAGCCAUUACCACGAACUACGCCACCGUCUUAUACGAGGCAUGGAAUUCACUUGAGCACGAUCCUAGAUCACAACACUCCUAAAAACGAUGCUUUAACGACUCAUCCGCCCAAUGCCAAGCACCACCUAUAUUCACAAGAGAUUACUUGGUAUCCUAUGGGACAUCCAGGCUCACCUCCCAAGGUCGAUAAAAAUGACUUCCCUAGUAAUUGGUUGAGUAAAAAUGGACCGGGAGCUGUUCCAAGCAAUGUCGAUGAAAAUGAUCAAGCCACGGAUGUUGACUCUCCUCCUACUACUAAAGGACCUGUUGCUUUAGGAAAACCAGUAGAAUGCUCUUCGCAUUUUACGGAACUUGAAAGCCCUUGUCAGGUAUUCUGUUGUACUACUGAGAUUCAUCAAUUGGAAAAUCCUCAACACGAUCAUCUUUCAGAAAAGAAAUCAAUGUCAGAUCAUUUAGAGCAUCCAUUAAGUAUACACGAAGAAAAACGAAAAUCGAGUAAAGGACUUCAAAAUGGCAUUAGCUCCUCUGAUCCUAGCACUCAAACCCUUGUAAAAGAAAAUAAUUACAAAUAUCUGCACAAACGGAACAGGCGGAGCACAGGAAGUGGUAAUGAUUGGGGAGAAGUGGCAAGCAAUGCAGCUGGUUCUUUACCUCCAGAACCUAAACUACAGUUACACAUCAUUGCUAAAACCUUUAAUACUUCUUUAGAUCAAAAAUACUGCUCUGCUUCAGCACCAAAUGCGCCAAAUAAUUUUAGUUGCAUUGUGCCUUUGUCAAAAUACAUGUCCGAUUCACACCUCACACUUCGCUUUAUCGGAAUGCCUUGGUACUGGCAAGUUGUGCAACAAUGUGCGCCGCUUUCCAAUUCAGGACUAGACGAAAGUACGAGUUGCAGCUGGGGCUACGCGAAUAAUGCGGAACGUCCAAUGCAAUUCAACGAGAAUACCAAUCAACCGGGGGAUCAAUCGUUUUACUUGGAUGUUGCACAUUAUAUGCGCAAAACGCUGAGAUUUCGCGUGCCAACUGUCCAGCCGCAAGAUAACAUUUGCAAGGAAAAGCAAGACGGUGAGUUUAUAGAAUUUGUGCUACAUUUUUAUCGGGACUGUGAUGAAUGAAAAGUAUUGAAAAAACAAAUAUGAUCUGCGAAAUGAUUGCUUUUUCCAAGUUUUAUACAAAGUCACGACAUUUUCUCAUCAGUCGUUUUAAAUAUCUUGAUUAAACUUUAUUUGUCAUAUAAUUGUUUAUAUUAAAAAUUAUAAUAAUGAAAAGAAGUAAGCGAGAGCGAGAAAAUGAAAGAUCUCACCUCUUAUUACCCUGCAACGAUGCUAUUAAGGGGAAAAUUAUUGUCAUAUCACCUUAUCCAGUAUUUCGACAACGUUAACUGGUAUAUGCAUAUUCUAAGAGAAACGAAAAGUAUAAUUUUCCAUUGUAACUCCGAACAGAUAAUAUGUAACAAAUACAUUUUGUAUAUGCACAACUUAAUAUUAUUAGUGCGAACUCCAACGUAUAUUAUAGUAUAAUAUACAACUUUUUAAACGAGGACUCGA